GAGAAGGAAUAUUUACUGGUUUCUGUGGUAGACCAACAUCGAACCUUUCCCUAGUACAGGUAAGUCUUCUUAAUACUGCGUUACCCAUUCUACGCUUGCGGCGGUGUCAACGCGGCAGCGUGCGGCGCCGUUCACUGAAGUCGUCAGUUUCUCUUGUUAAAUUGAAGUGUCCUCUAUUAAGAGUGUUGUGUGACUGGAGAGCAAAGCGCAUAAUUGUCGUAGUCGAGACGCCAUGCACCACAAGAUCCUUGCCCCGCUUUUAGGAAAUCGGGUGCAGGCGGCACAGAAGUUCCCGCAGCUGCGACUGAAGCCGCAAGAGCACCACCUCAUCACCCGCCGCCUGCAGUGCAGCAUCCCCCUCACGGUCUUCCAUCCCAACAGCGUCGACUUCGCCACGCGUGAACUGGAGGCGGGUCGCAUCGUCGAAGUCCGCCGUGAUGAUCAGCGCCUUGUCGCCCUCGGCUUCUACGAGCCGCAGCUGGGCCGCGUCGACGUCUUCGAUGCCACGCCGAACUCCGCCGCGAUGCUCCCCACUAUCAGCGAGGAUUUCUUCAUGGCUCGCAUGCACGAAGCGUGGGAACGGCGGCGACGCAUCUUGUUGCAAACGCAGAACAACACCUACCGCAUCGUCAACGGAUACGCGGACCGCCUGCCCGCGCUCUUUGUGGACAUCUUCUCGGAGUGCUUCGUGCGUGUCGUCGCGACUUCCGCCGGGGCGGAGCGUUUAGUGCCGCCUCUCUUUGACUUUCUGCGCCGCAGCGGUGCGGAAGAGGUGCUGCUGGACACCCCGACCUUGGGCGACACGAACCGCGUCUCUCUCAUCUCGUCCACCAUCCCACUCCCGCAGAUGUACGUGGAGGGCGGAGUGAGUCACUUGUGGUUAAAGCAGGGGGUGCAGCUGUCGUCGACGGCGAACUUGAUGCUGCUAAACCCGGCACACCGUCGCACGCGGCGCAUGGUGCGCGACCUUGGCAAGGGCAAGCGCGUGCUCACCAUUUACGACCGAUCCGGCUCCGCCGCGAUGAACGCCGUGAUGACCGCGAAGCACGUCACCGUCGUUCACCGCGAGGAGGCGACGCUCGAGUGGGCUCGGGCAAACUUAAUCUGCAAUCACUCCAGCAGUGUCUUCAAGACGUGCGAGACCGUCUGCUGCGACCCGGCCCAGCUGCGCGUGCGUCAUCAGCAAGACGUUGUCUACAUUGAGUGUCACCCGCAAUUCCUCAGCACGGGGGAGCAGUGGGCCGCGCUGAUGCAGGCAUUGGCGCGGAAUAAAGUCCUCGGCGUGGGUACCAUGUUGAUUGUCGCGCAGGACGAGGCUCCGCUGGGGAUUCGAGACCUCCUGCCGCGACGCAGAGCCCUGUUUGCCGGCGGUGAUGCGGAAGCGGCGGCGAACUUGCCAAUUCAUCGCCGGCCGCUCGCGGAGCUGCUGCGCAACUCGCUGGAAGAGGUGCACCUGAGACUGAAAUUUCUGCGCGCCUUUUCCGUUGCCUGCGAUCACCCGCGCAUCCCGGAGAGCGCGAGCGCGUCCUUCUCGCAGGUGUACCUCGUGGAGGGUCCUGCGCUGGAGCACGUUUUUCGCAUUCCCAACUCCAAGGAAGACGAUGUGCCACCACCACCGUCGUCGUAG
This is a messenger RNA of Leptomonas pyrrhocoris, 1627 nucleotides long. RefSeq lists its product as hypothetical. The transcript has a single exon. The record is from RefSeq and is a predicted model, not a curated record. Bases 233 to 1627 code for a protein of 464 amino acids. NCBI's taxonomy places the organism in Eukaryota, Euglenozoa, Kinetoplastea, Trypanosomatida, Trypanosomatidae.